GUUGUGAAUGUGGAUGCUCUUCUCAACUCCCUAAGGAAAAAUUUGCUCAACGAAGAACAGAUUUCCAAUCUCUCUCUAAACCCGAACAAGAUGCUUAUGUAAUGGCUAAUCUUAUUUCUAUGGAUGAAGGAGAGGCAACUACUAGUUCUCGCAUAAGUCUUAAAUAUUUUGAAAGCAUCAAAAGUCAUUUAUUAGAUAAAGGACUAUCAACUAGGGUUCAUGGCAACACUGGAAAGAUACCUAUAAGAAAAACCAAAAUGGUAAUUGACCAAAAGGUUAAAGAGACAGUAAGAAAUUUUAUCUUAAACUAUGGCAAAACUCAUGGUUUACCUAAUCUAGGAAAAACCAAAAGAGCCAAUAAUACAACUAUAUUCUUACCUACUGAAAUGACUUAUAAAUCAGUUUACGAGGACUUUUUAAACAGUUUAGAAGCAAACAAUAAUUUAAAGCAAUUAAAAUACCGAGCCUUUAUUAAAAUAUGGAAGCAAUUAACUUCUCAAAUUGGAUUUAU
Molecule: messenger RNA, 511 nt
Organism: Racocetra persica
Lineage: Eukaryota; Fungi; Glomeromycota; Glomeromycetes; Diversisporales; Gigasporaceae
Source: the annotation of a GenBank genome assembly